Messenger RNA from Fukomys damarensis (Damara mole-rat), 1065 nucleotides. It is a transcript of the gene Cd9, whose product is annotated as CD9 molecule. The record is from RefSeq and is a predicted model, not a curated record. Bases 170 to 649 code for a protein of 159 amino acids. Lineage: Eukaryota; Metazoa; Chordata; Mammalia; Rodentia; Bathyergidae. The transcript is spliced from 7 exons. Gene Ontology annotation, cellular component: membrane.
AGCACUGACCAGCAUCUUGGGUGUCUUACAGCUCGCCGGGAUUGCGGUCCUUGCCAUUGGACUAUGGCUCCGAUUCGACUCCCAGACCAAGAGCAUCUUCGAGCAGGACUCGAACAGUAACUCCAGCUUCUACACAGGAGUCUACAUUCUGAUUGGAGCCGGGGCCCUCAUGAUGGUGGUGGGUUUCUUGGGCUGCUGUGGAGCUGUGCAGGAGUCCCAGUGCAUGCUGGGAUUGUUCUUUUGCUUCCUCUUGGUGAUAUUUGGUAUUGAAGUAGCUGCAGCCGCCUGGGGCUUUACCCACAAGGACGAGGUGAUUAAUCGCGUCCAGGAGUUUUACAUUGACACCUACAACAAGCUGAAAAACAAGGACGAGCCCCAGCGGGAAACGCUGAAAGCCAUCCACAAAGCGCUGGACUGCUGUGGUGUGGUGGGGGGCAUAGAGCAGUUCAUCACGGACAUCUGCCCGGACAAUGGCAUCAUCAACAAUCUCAAAAUCAAGCCCUGCCCCGUGGCCAUCAAAGACGUCUUUGACAACAAGUUCCACAUCAUUGGUGCAGUGGGCAUCGCCAUCGCCGUGGUGAUGAUAUUUGGCAUGAUCUUUAGCAUGGUCCUGUGCUGUGCCAUCCGCAGAGACCGGGGCAUGGUCUAGAGACGGCGCAUUUCCCCAGCAGGAAACUGACCCCUAAAGAUUGUUGGGUGGGGUUUUUUUUGUUUUUGUUUAUGGUUUUUUUGUAUUUUUGGUUUUUGUUUGUUUUUGGCCACUAAUGUUAGUACACAUUCUGCAUUUCUAAACAAAAGUUAUACUGUGUUGUCUUUUUAAUGCUUUAUUCUAUAUUGACAUUUGUAAUUGAGGGAUUUGGGAGUUUCGGUUUGCUUUAGUUUUGUUUUUUUUUUUUCUUCAGUUGUUUAUUUUUGCUUGUUAAGCAGAAAUCCUACAAUGAAAGGUACUAUAUUUGCUAGAUUCCAGACAAAAAGAUAUUGUACAUAAAGAGAAUUUUUUGUCUUUAAGUGGAUAAAAAUGUCUAUCAAAUUUAAUCGGGUUGUAACAUAUUGAAGACAAUUUGA